Molecule: messenger RNA, 824 nt
Organism: Belonocnema kinseyi
Lineage: Eukaryota; Metazoa; Arthropoda; Insecta; Hymenoptera; Cynipidae
Exons: 3
Coding region: 9-398 (129 amino acids)
Source: RefSeq, a predicted model, not a curated record
CAAUUAAUAUGACGGAGACAGACGUUGCACAUGUAGCAGCUUUCAUGGGCCACGAUGAUCCGAUACAUAGAAGAAUUUAUCGUCAACCGACUGUCUCUGUGGACAUUUUAAAAAUGUCUUCUGUUCUUCAACAAAUCCAAACUCCUCGAACUUCGCAGCAGAAUCGGAAUGGUUCUUCAGAGACGACAAAAGAUGCCAUCGUCUGCCAAGGAAACUCGCAUGAAAGGAGGCUGGACAAUUCAAAUGAGGAUGACUUCGAUUCAGAGCCACCAGAACCAAAGAAACAAUUGAAGCCGAAUAUGAAUAACUAUUUAACUAGUCGCGCGAAUCAUACUAGCAGAGAUUCCUGGUCUCCCGAUUCCAAUAAGGAUGAUUCCGAAUCAGAACCAUCAACAUAGAAGCCGAAUUGGAAGAGACGAAAAAUUUCCACGGAUUCCGUCAAUAAAUCUUAUAAGCUAAUGAAUACUAUGUUAAGGAAGAUAGAUAUUUAUACACAAGACGUCACAACUUAAUUAACUUAAACAUUUAUUUUCAGUUAUCCAACGCAGAAAUGUUAUUCGCAAGGAUCCCUGGUCUCCUGAGGAAGUAACCACCAUUACUAAAAUCUUUGGUAAAAACAUUGCCACGGAGAAUCUCCCUAGCAACAAACAAAUCAGAGAGGUCCUUGAAAAACACGCAUGUUUUUACAAAAGAAAUGUAGCAUCUACCAAGACAUGGCCACAUAACCAGAUUAAAAUGUUGGAGCGACAAGAAAAGCGAAAUCUGACAAAAGUUUUUCCGAAUGAAUUCAAACAAAUGUGUCCUACAGUGUGAAUAUUAUUCAU